Eimeria mitis is the source of this 453-nucleotide messenger RNA. RefSeq lists its product as uncharacterized. Lineage: Eukaryota; Apicomplexa; Conoidasida; Eucoccidiorida; Eimeriidae. The transcript has 4 exons. Bases 1 to 453 code for a protein of 150 amino acids. The record is from RefSeq and is a predicted model, not a curated record.
AUGCAGUUGGCCUCAUCCUCGCUAAAGUACCUCGCCUCCAUCAGCUGUGCAGCAGUUGGCCUCAAAGCUGGGUCUGCAGCAGCAGCAGCAGCAGCAACAGCAGCAGCAGCAGCAGCAGCAGCAGCAAUACCAACACGUAAAUGUUUGAAGACAGGCGGAGGACAGACAGGGACUGCAGUACCGCCAACAACAGCAGCAGCAGCUUCAGCAAACGCAGCAGCAGCAGCAGCAGCAAUACCAUCAACAGCGACAACAGCAGCAGCAGCAGCAACAGCAGCAGCAGCAGCAGCAACAGCAGCAGCAGCAGCAGCAACUCCUCCUCCUCAGGAAUUUCUUCUAUCAGCAAGUGAGAAGGAGGAGAUAUCACAGCACCCGCAGCAGCAGCACCAGCAGCAGCAGAAACAGCAGCAGCAGCACCAGCAGCAGCGAAAACAGCAGCAGCAGCACCAGUAG